ACUUUUUUCUUAUAUCUUUCAUGAACGAACAAGAAAUAGAUCACUUUUGCGUUGUGACGGGCGCAACUAGGCAAGAAGCCGAAAGCUAUCUCCAAAUUGCCGAUGGUGAUGUUGAAACAGCUGUAACACUUUACCUUGAGAAUGGAGAAACAAGUCAUCAACCUCAAGUCUCGGAACGUUCCUUGAGAACUUCUCAUUAUGAUGCAGACGAAGAACUUGCCAGGCAAUUCGAGGCUGAAGAGAAGAUUAAAGAGCCUGUACGUGCACCCAUUGCCCCACGUCAUGACAUUCUAUCUGGAACAUCGUCUAUAUUUGAUGAGAAUGCUAUCUGGGGUUUGCGCGAAUCAAUGCACAAUACAAACCGUUCAGUAUUUAACCAAGGCGAUUCGUCUUCAAGCACAAAUCCUACGCCUGAUUUCUUUACUGCUUUUCCUACAAGUGAUCAAACUACAGCUGGACAUCAUGCCGUUGAUAGUGCAGCUACAGCAAAGGCAAAACGGCUGGCUGAUCUUUUCCGACCUCCAUUUGACAUCAUGUUUCGAGGAGGAUUUGAAGAAGCUAGAGACAAUGCACGAGAAUCGAACAAAUGGCUAUUGAUAAACGUUCAGGAUCCAGCAGAAUUUUCUUGUCAGAUACUGAACAGGGAUUUGUGGAGUGAUAUUACAGUCAAAGACAUUAUCAAAGAAUCAUUUAUCUUUCUUCAGUAUGGAAGAGACAGUCCUGAAGGAAAACGUUAUUUGACCCUUUAUCCUACUCAACACUACCCUCAUGUAGCAAUCAUUGACGCUCGAACUGGUGAAAGAAUCAAGGUGUGGGACAAACAGUUGUCUGCGUCAGAUUUUAUGAUGAAUGCAACCGAGUUUUUGGAGCGUCAAUCCUCGGACAGAUCUAGACCGGCUGCAAUGAAAAGACCACGUGUAACAAAGGAUGUGUUGGAUAUGAGCGAAGAGGAACAGAUUAAUGCGGCAAUUGCAGCGUCACUAAAGGCUUAUGGAAAUGCACCAGAAAGAGAAGAUUCGGUUGACAUUGAUGAGCAUGAUGUAUCUGGCGGAGCUGUGGAUGACGCUGUUGAGCCACAUGGAGAAACUGAGGACUUUGAAGACAUUGAAGAGGAAGAACCCGCAGUUACUGGAUCUCUAUUGGAUUCUAUAAAGGCAAACAAACGACCAGAACCAACAAACCUUGCUGAUUCUACCCGUAUACAGUUCCGCUUAGUUGAUGGAAAACGUGUGAUUCGGCGGUUUAUGAAGACAGAUCCUGUGAGGUAUCUCUUUGAGUUUGUCAAGGCUGAAGUUCCUCAGACAGAACAGCAGGGAUUCGAGUUGGUUUUUAAUCGAAAGCAAUUGAUUGAUAUGCUGGAACAGACAAUUCAAGAGGCUGGUUUAGAAAAUUCGGCUGUAAACUUUGUCCUAGCAUAAAUAUAUAUAUACAUACCACACAC
This is a messenger RNA of Phycomyces blakesleeanus NRRL 1555(-), 1441 nucleotides long. RefSeq lists its product as hypothetical. Gene Ontology annotation, molecular function: ubiquitin binding. The record is from RefSeq and is a predicted model, not a curated record. The transcript is spliced from 10 exons. Gene Ontology annotation, biological process: proteasome-mediated ubiquitin-dependent protein catabolic process. NCBI's taxonomy places the organism in Eukaryota, Fungi, Mucoromycota, Mucoromycetes, Mucorales, Phycomycetaceae. Bases 21 to 1418 code for a protein of 465 amino acids. Gene Ontology annotation, cellular component: nucleus.